Molecule: messenger RNA, 696 nt
Organism: Prorocentrum cordatum
Lineage: Eukaryota; Dinophyceae; Prorocentrales; Prorocentraceae
Source: the annotation of a GenBank genome assembly
GAGCCCCAUGGAGCGAGGGCGUCUGCCGGAGGUGCCCCCCCAUGGUCCCCGCCCUUGGCCUCCGAGAGGGCCCGGCGGUCGCUGCCGCGGACUUCGUGCACAGGCACAGGGGCUUCUUCUCCUGGGAGGGCAAGCGCGUGCUCGAGCUCGGUGCCGGCACAGGCCUCGUGGCCAUCGCCCUGGCCCUGGAGGGCGCGGCCGUGCUCGCCACGGACGGGAACCCGCAGGUAUGCCGGGGCGCCGAGGCGAACGCCGAGCUGAACCUCAAGGGCUCCGCGGCAGCGGCCAGCCGCCUGCGGUUCGAGGUGUUCGACUGGCACUCGGAGGAGGACCUGAGCCGCGUGGCGGCGGCCGGUCCCUGGGACGUCGUCCUGGGCAGCGACCUGGUCUACCCCGGCAACGCGGGCAAGGAGCGGGAGGCUGCUCCUGGUACGGGAGCAGCCGCCCGCCGACGCCGCGCUCCUGCGGCUGCUCGCCGUGGUGGCGGGCGCCCGGGCGGAGGUGCUCCUGGCCCUGAAGGACCGCACGGGCGAGGUGGAGCGCUUCCUCCAGGGCGCCGAGGCCGCCUUGUGGUCCACCUGGCGAGCGCCGGGCUCGGCCGUGCUGCCCGGCUUCGCCCGCGCGGUGGACCUGGCCCCUGGCGUCGGCGGCGCGCUGGCGGUGCUGCGCCUGCGGCGGGCCUCCGCCGCCGCGGAG